GGGGAGGAGAAGAGAAGCGGCUGAGAAAGUCCCGCGGCUUCAGCUGAGGAGUCGGGGAAGUCCCGGCGGCUGCUUCUCUUGCUUUGCUCUGCUUCCUUCCUUCCUUCCUUCCUUCCUUCUUGGCCCGACCCACUCGCGACCUGCGUGGGUUUACUGGCGAGGGUGGGCUUUCCUCUUCUCUUCUUCCUCCCUCCUUGGCAAAGAGACGGAAGCGGCAUGAAAGAGAAAGCGGAGAGGAUGAGCUGGCGAGGCGGGCGCGGGUGGGGCCGCCGGGCGGAACUCCCUUCCUAGGAGCCCACGCCAGGCCAGGAAGGAGCCGAGGCUUCGGGAGAAAGAAGAAGAGGAAGAGGAGGAAGAAGAAGAAGGUGUUUCCAGCCUCCGGGGGUUUCAGGAGUCUGGGGAUCCGAUGGCCGGGGAGCUGCCGGUGGACCUGACGUGGAGGAAAAGCGGCGAAGGAGACGAGGAGGAGAGACGCGCCCCCAAAGCCCAGACCUGCCUGCCCCUCCGGAAGCGGCGCUACGCCCAAGGGGAGCCCGAGGGGGAGGCACGGGGCCCCCCGGCCGGGCAGGUGCCCAAGAGGGAGGAGGGCCACGGAGGGCGCUGGGCCCACGGCACCCACGGGCUCCACGGACCCUUCCUGACCCUCGGAUACCCGCGCCUGCCCCACGCCUACUACCCCGGUUUGGCUGGCUCCUUCCUGGGUCCGGAGCUGACCCCCAUUUUGCACCCAGUGACCCCUCCCCACCCAUUGCUGGGGGUCCCUACGCCCUACUCCUUGCUCUGCUCCACUGAGGCCCAGUUGGCGCUGGACAUCGCAACGGCCACCAAGCAAGACGAAGAUGGUGACACGCCUCUCCACAUCGCGGUGGUCCAAGGGAACCUUUUGGUGGUCCAGCGUUUGGUGGCCCUCUUCCAACAGGGACAUCGGGACUUGGACACCUUCAACAACCUGCGGCAGACUCCCUUGCACUUGGCGGUCAUCACCGGCCAGCCGGCUUUGGCCAAACUGCUGCUGACCCACGGGGCCUCGCCGAUGGUGCUGGAUCGGCACGGACAGACGGCCCUCCACUUGGCCUGCGAACACGGCAGCCUCCGCUGCCUCCGCGAGUUGCUGGAGGGGAGCCUGGCACCCUUGGACUUGGAAGCCCGGAACUUCGAAGGUUUAACUCCGCUCCAUGUAGCCGUUGGAACCUCCGACCACAACAUGGUCCUCGCUUUGCUUGAACACGGGGCUGACGUCGACGCUGUGGACAUUAAAAGUGGGCGGUCUCCCCUUUUGCAUGCUGUGGAAAACAAUAACCUGGAAAUGGUUGAAUUACUACUCAAGCACAGUGCCAAUGUCAACGCGCAAUCUUACGGCGGCAACACGGCUCUCCACGCGGCCAGCGGACGAGGCCUUCUGGACACGCUCCGGCUCCUGGUCCGCAACGGGGCGGACGGCAGCCUCAAGAACUACCACAACGACACCCCUUUGAUGGUGGCCAAGAACAAGCGGGUGAUUGACAUCCUGAGAGGGAAGGCCUCCCGUUCUGGACCGGUUCCAGACAACAGCCAAGACGGAUCCUCCCCAACCAACGGCAUGGAUAGAUCUCCAGUUCUCCGGCCGACCUACACCGCCUUGCUGCGCUCUUCGCCCGAUUCGUGUCCCACGACCCCGAGUCCGGCCCGGACCCCGAAGCCCCUCGUUCCGGCGAAUCAGAAGCCGGAGAGCAUUACGUCAGCCAACGGGUCGUCGGGGUCCGUCUCUUUGCAGGGCGUGAAACUGGAACGGAGCCCCUCCCCACCCGCCGUGGAGCCGCCAAUGGGUUUCCACGGGGCCCCCAAGUACUUCCUGCCGAUCGGCGAGGGCAUGAUGGACCCCGCUUUCUCCGUCUACCCGUUUGUGAGCUCCGGCCAAAGCCUUUCGCCGCGUCCCCUCCCGCUGAUCCCGGUCGGCGUGAAUCCGUCCCUCCUCGCCGUGUCCGCAGAGACCUUGACCAAUCUGCCGCAGCCACGGAGCCUUGGAGCGGACCAGGCGCCGUGGCCGUGUCCUCGGGACGGUGAUCCUCGGGGCAGUUGACACAAAGAAGGCCAGGGGAUGGAUCUCACUGAUCGUCUCCGCGGACGGACUCGGCCCAGAACGCUCGGAGGCUUUUGCACUUUGCUGCUCAAGAUUCCCGGCACGAAAUUAUUUCCCGUCGUCUUUGAGGGAUCUUGUGUGUGUAGCAGUGACUGAGAUGGCUCGCAAGCCACAGGAACAGGAAGGUUUGGACUUCACGGGGAAGUCGGGCUUGCACGCUUUUCGCAUUUGGCUGCUAAAACAUUCCUGGCGCAAAGUGAGGUCCGGUCCUUGCGCCGUGUGUGUAGCAACUCCAGUCAAGCCUGAGAUGACCCUUUGCGGUGUGCCAUGAACCGUUGCCCACCCAUGAAUUGCAAGCCCAUCCACAGGUUGCAAAUCCCAUCAUCCAAAAAAGAAGAGAAUGGGUUCCCUGGAACUACAAAGACAAUUAUCCACUUAUUACAAUAAUACAAAAAUCAUUAAACCUAAGUUUAGUAUCAAUACAUCAAUAUGAAAAUACAGUAGAGUCUCACUUAUUCAAGCUAAACGGGCCGGCAGAAGCUUGGAUAAGUGAAUAUCUUGGAUAAUAAGGAGGGAUUAAGGAAAAGCCUAUUAGGUUAUGAUUUUACAAAUUAAGCACCAAAACUUCAUGUUAUACAACAAAUUUGACAGAAAAAAGUAGUUCAAUAUGCAGUAAAGUUAUGUAGUAAUUACUGUACAGUAGAGUCUCACUUAUCCAAGCUAAACGGGCUGGCAGAAGCUUGGAUAAGUGAAUAUCUUGGAUAAUAAGGAGGGAUUAAGGAAAAGCCUAUUAGGUUAUGAUUUUACAAAUUAAGCACCAAAACUUCAUGUUAUACAACAAAUUUGACAGAAAAAGUAGUUCAAUAUGCAGUAAAGUUAUGUAGUAAUUACUGUACAGUAGAGUCUCACUUAUCCAAGCUAAACGGGCUGGCAGAAGCUUGGAUAAGUGAAUAUCUUGGAUAAUAAGGAGGGAUUAAGGAAAAGCCUAUUAAACAUCAAAUUAGGUUAUGAUUUUACAAAUUAAGCACCAAAACAUCAUGUUAUACAACAAAUUUGACAGAUAAAGUAGUUCAAUACGCAGUAAUGUUAUGUUGUAAUUACUGUAUUUAUGAAUUUAGCACCAAAAUAUCACGAUAUAUUGAAAACAUUGACUACAAAAAUGGCUUGGAUAAGCGAGGCUUGGAUUAGUGAGACUCUACUGUAGAUACAAAAGGAGUUGUUAAACAAUCAAAUAAAGAACUGUUACAUUCACAGUAAAAACAAUAUUUUUUCUCUUGUAGGAUGAAUUUAAUCCUCAUAAACAAUAAAUGUUCUUAAGUUCUUUGAUUGUUGCACAUACACAAAUUGAGUCCUCUUCUUAUAUAUAAUGAUUGUUCUUGUUUCUUUAUAUAGAUAGUAGACUGCAAAACCACAACCGGUUUCAACUCACAGAAAGAUCUAAGUUUUUUGUAAAUUUGAUUGUUUAACAACUCCUUUUGUAUCUAUUUUCAUAUUGAUGUAUUGAUACUAAAUUUAGGUUUAAUGAUUUUUGUAUUAUUGUAAUAAGUGGAUAAUUGUCUUUGUAAAUCCCAUCAUCCACCCAUGGAUUGUUAGUCCUAUCCACAGUUAGCAAGUGCCCAUACACCUAGCCAUGGGUUGUCAAUCCCAUCUAUGGAUUUCAAGUACCACAAGGAUGGUGAAAACAUCCAGGCGUCUCCUGGGCAACGUCCUUGCAGACAGCCAAUUCUCUCACACCAGAAGCGACUUGCAGUCUCUCAAGUCGCUCCUGACACGG
Anolis carolinensis (green anole) is the source of this 3833-nucleotide messenger RNA. RefSeq names its product BCL3 transcription coactivator (gene bcl3). Gene Ontology annotation, cellular component: cytosol. Gene Ontology annotation, molecular function: NF-kappaB binding. Gene Ontology annotation, biological process: cellular response to tumor necrosis factor. Lineage: Eukaryota; Metazoa; Chordata; Lepidosauria; Squamata; Anolidae. The record is from RefSeq and is a predicted model, not a curated record. Bases 407 to 2059 code for a protein of 550 amino acids. The transcript has 9 exons.